Molecule: messenger RNA, 813 nt
Organism: Schistosoma turkestanicum
Lineage: Eukaryota; Metazoa; Platyhelminthes; Trematoda; Strigeidida; Schistosomatidae
Source: the annotation of a GenBank genome assembly
AUGACACCAAGAUUAAUUUAUGGAAUGUCGAAAGCUUAUGCACAAUUAUUACUGAUUAAUAUUGUGUUACAAAAUUUAUUUCAUGCCUUUUCUGCAUGGAUUAUAGUCGCUGUAGCGAUAUUUCGUUUAAUCUAUAUUAAAACUGGUGUACGUGCAGCAAUCUAUUGUAAUAUGGUCAAAGCAUGGAUUGUUAUAUUGAUGGUGUUGGCUAGUUCAGUUCUACUGACUAUACCAUUUAUGAUUGCGCAUCAAGUACGCGUGAAACCAACUGAUCCGCAUACAAUGUCGACUAGUCUUGAAUUGACAAUAGAAAGUAUCAAUCAAACCAUAGUUGACGAUUCUCAGUUGGAUAAUAAUAACAACAAUACACCGUUACAAUUAUAUGAAGUUGAUUAUACUACAAAUAUGAAUUUACGGAUAAUUUUAUUUUGGAUCAGCUAUCUUAGUGAAAGCAUUGCCUAUUUUAAUUAUGACCACGAGAAACGUUAUCGUAUAUUACGUAGAUAUCGUAAUUGUAAAACAUUUCAAGCAACAUUAGAAACGACACGUAUUGAAAGUUUUAUCAAUAAUAAUAAUAAUAAUAAUAAUAAUAACAAUAAUAAUACUGGAAAUGAUAUAAAACCACCAUUGUCACAACAACGUUCAAAACAAAAACUCUGUUCACAUGCUGAAAUGAAUUCCGGUAAUCGUAGUGCAAAUCAAACAACCUAUAUGUUAUUAACGAUUAUUAUUUUAUAUAUAGUGACAUAUUUACCACAAGUAAGUUUAGAAUUUUUAAGAGAAAAAAUAAAAUUUCUUAUAAAGUUUCACUGA